UUGAAUGAAUAGCCAUCCCUGGUUGUUGUCACUCCACGUUUUGCCUUCGCACUUUUCAAUUGUUUUUAAUUAUUUAAACUACAAAAUAUGGGUCGCAAGUUCCAGAAUAAGAAAAAGAAGGCCGCGCCGCAGCUGGAGAUAGUGCCGCUGGAUGAAAAUCCACCACUGCCGCCACAGAGAUCCUCAGAUGAUGUGGUGCCCAAAAAGGAAAAAUGGGUGAACAAACAGCGCGUGCUUGUCUUCUCCGCGCGCGGUAUUAGCCACCGGGACCGACACUUAAUGAAGGAUAUUAAAACCCUAAUGCCGCACCACCGACCCGAAUCCAAAAUGGAGCGCUCCAAAACCUUGUCGGUUGUCAACGAAAUGUGCGAAAUGAAGCACUGCAAUAAGGCGAUGCUGUUCGAGGGACGCCGGAAAAGGGAUCUGUACAUGUGGAUAUCCAACACCUCGGGAUCCACUGGUCCAUCCGCUAAAUUCCUCAUCGAAAACAUUCACACAAUGGCCGAACUGAAGAUGACGGGCAACUGCUUGCGAGGAUCGCGUCCGCUGCUCUCCUUUGACUCCAAAUUCGACGAGCUGCCGCACCUUAAGCUGCUCAAGGAGCUGUUCGUGCAGACCUACUCCGUGCCCAACCAUCAUCCCAAGAGCCAGCCCUUCGUGGAUCACGUUUUCACCUUCACCUACCUGGACAAACGCAUCUGGUUCAGAAAUUUCCAGAUUCUAUCCGAGGAUGGAGGUUUGUCCGAAGUCGGGCCGCGUUACGUGAUGAAUCCUGUGAAAAUAUUCGAUGGUUCCUUCACUGGCAAAACCAUCUGGGAGAAUCCGGACUACGUGAGUCCAUCCAAACAGCGUCAGGUACUCAAGAAGGCCGCCAAGGAUAAGUACGUAAACCGAGUGGAGCAAAAGGUCAAGCACGAGGCCACGCGACCGAUGAGAGCUUACGAUGGCAUGGAUAACGAUGAGCUAUUCGAGGACGAUGAUCCCGUGGAGACGGCCAAGAUACUGGCUGCGAUAGCCAAAAAGAAGAAGGAGGAAGCCGCCAAACAGACACCCAAAUCGGCGCUGACCAAGAAGAUCAAGGAGAAACAACUGCAGGCCGUGAAAGAUGUGAUUGAAAGAAAGAAGGCAAGAACCAUUAAACGCGUGAAAAAGGUUUAAACACCUCAUUUUACAUAUAUUAAGAUACAAAAACGAUUAAACUUUAUAAAUACGUUUAUAAACUGUGCAUCCUAAGUUUGAAUAUAUCAAUAGACAAGAUUACCA
This is a messenger RNA of Drosophila sechellia, 1263 nucleotides long. RefSeq names its product ribosome biogenesis protein BRX1 homolog. Bases 88 to 1158 code for a protein of 356 amino acids. Gene Ontology annotation, cellular component: nucleolus. The record is from RefSeq and is a predicted model, not a curated record. Gene Ontology annotation, biological process: rRNA processing; ribosomal large subunit assembly. The transcript has 2 exons. Gene Ontology annotation, molecular function: rRNA binding. Lineage: Eukaryota; Metazoa; Arthropoda; Insecta; Diptera; Drosophilidae.